Molecule: messenger RNA, 927 nt
Organism: Rhodamnia argentea
Lineage: Eukaryota; Viridiplantae; Streptophyta; Magnoliopsida; Myrtales; Myrtaceae
Product: abscisic acid receptor PYL9-like
Exons: 4
Coding region: 176-736 (186 amino acids)
Biological process (GO): abscisic acid-activated signaling pathway
Cellular component (GO): cytoplasm; nucleus
Molecular function (GO): protein phosphatase inhibitor activity; signaling receptor activity; abscisic acid binding
Source: RefSeq, a predicted model, not a curated record
UCCCAUUGGACGAUUCUUGAUAUCCUCCCAAAGCUAAGCUAACCAAUCAGACCGCUUUAAUGCCGCCUUCUUCUUCUAUCCAUCUCUCAGUUUCUGCAGCUCGCUUCCUCUUCCUUAUCUGCACAGUAGACGGUGGGCACCUCUUGCUCUGAGUCCCGCUCGGUAAGCCCCGGAGAUGGACGGUGGUGACGCGUCGAGGAUUAUGGAGGCCCAGUACAUCGGGAGGCAUCACAGGCAUGAGGCCGGAGAGAGGCAGUGCACCUCCGCUGUCAUCAAGCGCAUCAAAGCUCCGGUUCACCUGGUGUGGUCUCUGGUGAGAAGAUUUGAUCAACCUCAGAAGUACAAGCCCUUUGUCAGCCGGUGUAUCGUGAAGGGCGAUUUGGGCAUAGGGAGCGUUAGAGAAGUGAAUGUCAAGUCGGGGCUUCCUGCUACAACCAGCACUGAGAGAUUGGAACUUCUUGAUGACGAGGAGCACAUCCUUGGCAUUAGAAUCGUUGGUGGUGAUCACAGACUCAAGAACUAUUCUUCAAUUAUGACUGUCCAUCCUGAUACGAUUGAAGGCAGGCCAGGGACGCUGGUGAUCGAGUCAUUUGUAGUAGAUGUGCCUGAUGGGAACACGAAGGACGACACAUGCUACUUCGUCGAGGCCUAUAUCAGAUACAAUCUCAAGUCUUUGGCUGAAAUUUCAGAGAGAAUGGCGAUUCAGGACCGAACUGAAGCCGUAAACAGCUUCUAAAAGCUUUUGAAUGGCUGGGUACAAGGGGCUUUGUCCAUGGAAAUGGUGUUAGUGCUGGUUUGGUGUCUGUAAAUAUUGACAUGGGAGUGUUGCGCUAUCUGCAUUUGCUGGUGCGCAUAUGCUCAGCUUUAAAUCAGUAGGUAGGCUGUAAGAGUGAACCCUUCAGCGACAAGCUCACUUCCUUGUAUGUA